This is a messenger RNA of Hyla sarda, 1593 nucleotides long. RefSeq names its product microtubule associated protein RP/EB family member 3 (gene MAPRE3). The record is from RefSeq and is a predicted model, not a curated record. Gene Ontology annotation, molecular function: microtubule plus-end binding. Gene Ontology annotation, biological process: regulation of microtubule polymerization or depolymerization; spindle assembly; protein localization to microtubule plus-end. Lineage: Eukaryota; Metazoa; Chordata; Amphibia; Anura; Hylidae. Gene Ontology annotation, cellular component: cytoplasmic microtubule; microtubule organizing center; microtubule plus-end. The transcript is spliced from 7 exons. Bases 54 to 1001 code for a protein of 315 amino acids.
UCUCCUUACUGGGCUCAGACAUCUCCUCUCUGCGGCUCGGUCUCCUCCACCCAAUGCCCUCCCCGCUCCUUCCCUCCCGAGGCCACUGCAGCCCCGAGGAGCAGCGUCUCAUCCCCUUCAGGAAGCACGUUGUCAGGGAGGAGCGAUGGUACAGCUGGGGGAUGGCAGUGAAUGUCUACUCCACGUCAGUGACCAGUGAGAACAUGAGUCGCCAUGACAUGCUCGCCUGGGUCAACGACUCCAUACAGCUCCACUACACCAAGAUAGAACAGCUGUGCUCAGGCGCCGCCUACUGUCAGUUCAUGGAUAUGCUGUUCCCCGGAUGCGUCCUACUGAAGAAAGUCAAAUUCCAGGCGAAACUGGAGCACGAGUUCAUCCACAACUUCAAGGUCCUGCAGGCGGCCUUCAAGAAGAUGGGCGUGGACAAGAUUAUUCCAGUAGAAAGAUUAGUAAAGGGCAAAUUCCAAGACAAUUUCGAGUUUGUUCAGUGGUUUAAGAAGUUCUUCGAUGCCAACUACGAUGGGAAGGAUUAUGACCCGGUACUGGCGAGACAAGGGCAGGACAUGGUGCCCCCUCCUAACCCUGGAGACCAGGUCUUCAACAAACCCAAGAAGCCGAUUGUCACAUCAGUCCCACAAAGGACAUCUCCAACAGGUCCCAAGACCAUGCAGCCUCCAGCACGAGUGCCCAACAUACCCCACCCGGUCAGGAAACCUCCCCCCAUCACCAGGAAUGGCGGCAGCGAGCUGGAAUCCCAGAUCAUUGAGCUGAACCAACAGUUAAUGGAGCUGAAGUUGACCGUGGACGGUCUGGAGAAGGAACGAGACUUCUACUUCAGUAAACUGCGAGACAUCGAGCUGAUAUGUCAGGAGCACGAGAGCGAGAGCGUGGGGGUCCUGUCCAAAAUCAUUGACAUCCUGUACGCCACAGAGGAAGGAUUUGCUCCCCCAGAAGACGAGGAGAAUGAAGACCUUCAGGGCGAGGAUGCGGAUGAAUAUUAACCCCGUGCCCCCCUCUACUUCCUCAUCCCUAACGCCCUGACGCUUUGUACAAUUAUAUCGCUCCUUGUUGCCCGUUUUCCCCGUCAGCCAUUUUUUUUUUUUGCUAAAAAAAAAACCUGUUAGGUCGGAGUCUUCUCCGCACUUGGAAGCAUCAUGUAUCCCUGAUUGGGCGAUGAACAGGGCCGCCAGGGGCCGCCGGAGUGGAUGUCUUCUACAACAUGGAUUUAGCACUUACCCACCUGGAGAUUCCCAUCAGCCCUCUGCGGGCAGAUACAUAGCUGAUACCAUUUGUCUGUGCCCCCCUUUUUAACCCCUUCUGACCCUUCCUCUCCUCUGGUCUGUUUGUUGUGUUUUUUACCUCUACUCUUCCUGGUACAUUUUCACCUAUUUAUUUUUUAUUCCUUAUCCUGUCAUGAAAUGACGUUUUUAAAGGGGUACUCUGCCCCUAGACAUCUUAUCCCCUAUCCAAAGGGGUGGGACCCCCACGAUCUCCCUGCUCCACCCGGCGUUCGUUUAGAGCUUCGGGUUCAGCGUCGGAGGCUUGUGAUGUCACGGCCAUGCCCCCCUCAAUGCAAGUCUAUGGGAGGGGGCG